Penicillium macrosclerotiorum is the source of this 2271-nucleotide messenger RNA. RefSeq lists its product as uncharacterized. The record is from RefSeq and is a predicted model, not a curated record. The transcript has a single exon. The coding region runs from base 1 to 2271 and encodes 756 amino acids. NCBI's taxonomy places the organism in Eukaryota, Fungi, Ascomycota, Eurotiomycetes, Eurotiales, Aspergillaceae.
AUGUCGGUGAACGAUCAGCCCCCCUCCGCGGAUACAACUCACCCUCAGCUCGCGAGCUCGCCCAAUUUCGCUCGGCGCCGUGCACCAGAUUUAGAAGCCCUCGAUCAUCGAUUGAAGCGGCUCUCCGACGACAUCCUACCGCCCCAACCUUAUCUCCUCACCCUGCCGACGAAUGCGCCUUUCCGCCUCGGGUCCCGCUCCGCAAACAAUUGGGCCAUAGGGCAUGAUCGACCGUUUGCCUCGGAUGAACAGCAACUACAGUAUACGACCUUUUUGACACAUCACAACACAGAUUCUCUGCUGGUGGCUGUUGGCGAUUGGUCGGACGAGUCGGGUCGCAUGAUGGUAGACCGAUCCUCGGCUCCAAGCACGACUACCGAGAACCCACGAGAGACUGUGGCUAAGAGAAAGAUUAGCUUGAACGACUAUAAGCACCAUAAGAAUAGCGGAACAACUGCGUCGCCGGCGCUUCAUGAUUCGAAAAGCCGAGACGGAACAACCCCUACUAAACGCGAAGAGAUUCCCCAAGCUCCCAAGCCGGCAUCCAUCAAGAAGAACACCGACCCUAUAGGAAGUGCAGCAAAACCACCUCCGCACCUUUCCCCAUCAAAGACCGCCAAGAAACGCCCUUCAACGUCGGAUAUUGAACCCCAUAGCCUUCGGGCGACCCGAGAUCCCGACAUGCAUUCUUCAAAGAAACAGCGGCUAUCCCCCGAGAAGGAACACCGCAAGCCCACACCAUCCACGAAAUCGUUACCGGCUCUUCUAUCCCCAACCCUACCUCCAUCUCCAGGUCCAGAUCAAGGCAGGAGUGCAAAGCUCCCUCGACUACUCUCGCCGACACUACCUCCCGACCUUGAGAAGGAAUUGGCCAAGCUUGGGAAUAUUUCGCCAUUGUCCCCGAAACGCGAUACCCCUGCAGUCAAGCCGAAACGAGAUGACCCUCUCCCGUCCCGGGCCUCCAAUUCCUCUAACAGUGGCAGCAAUUUGGGAUUGCAGAACAGUCGCACAAGCACCUCAUCAAAAGAUACGAAAUCCCCGAAAUUGAUUGUCAAAUUACGCUACGGGAAGGCAAACCGGAAGCUAGUCAGAGGGUUGCUGAAAUUCUCCGAUAGAAGGAAAGCCAACCGGACAGAUUCGCCUCCAGACUAUGACACUGAUCUUGAUGAUGCCCCUGUUGAGAGGAGAGGUGAUAGUGGGUCAACCGAGAGGAAAGCCUUGUUGGACCGUACCAAAUCAAAGUCUAGACAAGAUCCAGGCGAGCCGCCCAGUUCUUCUACUGCUCCUCGUUCAAAGGAUUCCAAGACCCCGGCAGAGAAGUCUCUCCCAACCACUUCUCAUGAGAGAUCGAAGGGGACCUCAUUAACGCCGGUUAAAGAUUCUAAAUCCUCACUUCCACGCCGGAAUGAUCUCGCAGAUGGCGGUGGCAAGACCCCGGUCAUUCCAACAAACAAACGCCAUUCAGUCGAUCCAGGUAUAAAGGGCUCACCCUCGCAGCCAAAUAAUCGCUCUCGGAUGGAUGAGCGUCGAGUGUGGCGAGAGGAGUUCCAGAAGUUUGGCAGCCUCGGCCGAGAAUUGAAACAUGCCGCCGAUCGAGCUAACAACGGAGCGACGGUUCCUGACGAGAAAUUGGCUGUUGUGACUGCCAUUGAGGCCAUUCUCUGCUUUAUUCUUGCCUUCGUGGCAGACGACCAAUCGAAAGUUAUUGCUAGGCAGGUGGGAGACUCCUCUACCUGGCGAUCCAUCCUGGCCUAUUGGCUGGUUGUGCGGAAGAACAGCAUGCCCUACCCGGCCUUGCAUAGCCUCUGCCAGAUACUAGGGGCCGUAUCAUACGAUGCCAUCCAUGCCCUCGACCUGGAGCGCCUGGCGGCCAGUCCGAUCCCAGGUGAACACACACCAGUCCCCACACCAGGCAGUGAUGGUAACACCGUCCUGUCCGAUGAGAAUAAGAAGAGCCGCAAGGAAUUCCUGGAGCUCAAAAACCGCUUGCCGGAAUGCUAUAAAGAAUCACACAAGCUGUGGCUGGACGGCUCGCGGGGCCUUGCAGAGGAUGUGCUAAGUUGCGACUUUCCCAUCACUUGGUCUCGGCGAUCUCGUCAUUAUAAGGAGCGUGGCAAGGCCACUCUCAAGCCUGGGGAGUAUGCGGGUGACUUUUUCCUUCCGCUAGGAGGUGUCACGCCGCCUAUUGAAGUUGUAAGGUUUGGCUGUGCCCUAUUGAAGGAGUGGUGUGCACAAGAAGGCGUCGAGUGGAAUGGCCGCAUUGGCCUGUGA